Oreochromis niloticus (Nile tilapia) is the source of this 8803-nucleotide messenger RNA. RefSeq names its product adhesion G protein-coupled receptor B2 (gene adgrb2). The record is from RefSeq and is a predicted model, not a curated record. Bases 893 to 5905 code for a protein of 1670 amino acids. Gene Ontology annotation, biological process: cell surface receptor signaling pathway; G protein-coupled receptor signaling pathway; negative regulation of angiogenesis. Lineage: Eukaryota; Metazoa; Chordata; Actinopteri; Cichliformes; Cichlidae. Gene Ontology annotation, cellular component: plasma membrane. Gene Ontology annotation, molecular function: G protein-coupled receptor activity. The transcript is spliced from 35 exons.
GCGAGGGCGCGCAUCUCUGUCCUCCGCUUGUGAAGCGACUGCAGGGGAGCCAGAUGCCCGACUGUGAGCCGCUGCCUGUGGAUACCUAUCCUAAAUGCCAGAGCAGGCAAGAGACGCAGACACGCUUUACUCCGUGAGGGAGAAGAGGAGAGACUAGAGGCAGUUAAAGGAGUAAAAAUUGUGUUUUGUUUUUUUUUUUUUUAAUUUUCCAUUUCUCCCCCCCCCUCUCUUGUUUUUCCCCCUACUCGCUCUCCCAGCUUCAACCAAAAGAAGAGCUUCCUUGGACUUGGAGUACCGAGCAUCAGUUGAAAAUAAAGCCGCUAUCCCACUCUGCCCCUGCUAUUGCGGCGCUGUUAACUGUGAGCGCGUCCCCACACUGCUUUGGAAUAUACGCGUAAAACCAUGGAGAUUAUAUGACGUGGAUUUAUUUAUUUUUUUAAUACUACUAUUAUUAUUAUUUUUAAAUUUUCUAACAAAACUGGACACCUACAAUAACGAAGUCCUUCUUCUUUCAUUUCACCAUCGCAUUAUUAUUUUUUGCGUUGUUCUGUUCUUUCAUUUGAUCUGUGGAUGCUUUUUCUUUUAAAUUGAUCAUUAUUAUUUCAUGUCCGUAGCUAUUCGUCUUUCUUUUUAAUUGAUCGAAUCAUUGAUUUGUUUUCCACACUUAUUGUUUCUGGGUUUCAUUCGGACACGCCAAAGUGGGAUGCCUCGCGGAGAACAUUUGUUGGAAGAAGAUUCCGCGCGGCUGCGAGGGUGAAUGAAUGAUAGUAUCCCCUCUCAGUCUGAGACGUGCCAUGGAUGGGAAACUUAAUUUGUAUCAGCGGAACCGAUCGGGGAAUAGCCGUCGCAUCAAAUAACUGCUGCUGACAGCGAUCAGGACGAAUGUCAUAGGAUGAACACUGCUGGUGGGGUGUGUCUGUCUGUGCUGUCCUCUCUCCUGGCUGUGGCUGGGGCCCUGGCUGCCGUGUCUGCCCUCGCUCUAGCUCCUCUCUCUGCCCUGGCUGAGGCUGCCUAUGGGGUUGCCGAUAGCGUCCCCAGCACCGGGGCAGAGGGGGCCCCCUCGCCUUUGUCCUCACCAUGCUCCAGCCUUGUAGCUGGGGUGCUAUAUGGCUCUUUCUCCCUAAGGGAGCUUUUUCCCUCCAGGGCACCGGGUUGUUCCUGGUCUCUGGAAAAUCCGGAUCCCACCAAGUACUCCCUCUAUCUCCGCUUCACGCGCCACCCUGUCAUUUGUAGGACACACUCCCCCAUGCUCCUUUCCCUUGACCACCACCUAGCCAAUCAAAGCUGUCCCCUGCACUUACAGACGGCCACUGCCAGAGAUCAGGAAGUCAUCGAUCUUUGUGGCAGCCACACCAGUUCAGACGGACCUUACUCCUUUCUGCAGUUCGAUAAGAACUUUGUCCAACUGUGUCUAACGAGACACCCAGCUGCAGAUGAGCCUCAGGUAUCUAAGGAAUUGCUGGAGCUGAGACUGGUAGAGGUGUUACUCAUUAACAACGAAAACUCCAGUCAGUUUACCUGCGGUGUGCUCUGCCGAUGGUUCGAGGAGUGUUUGCGCACUGAUCACAAUGGAGACCAGGAGGUUUCUGAUGGGGAUGGUUGUGGGAUGACUCAGACAGGCUGUAUUUGUCCAAAUCACAACAUUAUGGCACCGCCUGUUCCUCUGCUCCCAGAGACACCGCACACUUUCAGUAACGGGUCACUGGCUCCUGAUGACUGUUGCGUCACCGAGCUGCAUUCCAAUGAUGCAAUCGCCAUAGCGCCCCGAGAUGUCCGACAAGACCCGUAUGAUGACGACCUGAAGGUGAAGACCCAAAGACCACGAUCAGCUGACCAGCCAGGUGUGUUUCAGGCACAAACAGGUGACCCAGCAGCGGAGGAAUGGUCGCAGUGGAGUGUGUGUUCUCUGACAUGUGGGCAGGGCUGGCAAGUGAGGACCCGAUCGUGCGUUUCUUCUCCCUAUGGGACACUGUGCAGCGGUGCCCUGCGGGAAACACGCAUGUGCAACAACACGGCCUCUUGCCCAGGUGAACCCGGAAUCACAGGCUCAGUGCAUGGGCUGUGGGAGGAAUGGUCGUCAUGGAGUCUGUGCUCUGUGACCUGUGGGCGGGGCUCCAGGACACGAACCAGGAAGUGUAUGGACGGCAGCGGGGCUGUAGCUUGUGGACGGCCUGAGGUUCAGACCAAACUCUGCAACAUAGCAGUGUGUCCUGUGGAGGGCCAGUGGUCAGAGUGGGGGCCUUGGUCGAAAUGCAGUGUGACUUGUAACACAGGGACCGAGCAGAGGCAGAGGCGCUGUAGCCCAUCGGUGCACGGCUGGGCUGAAUGCAAAGGCCCCCAUCAGGAGAGCAGAGAAUGCACCAACCCUUCGUGCUCCGGUGGAGGUAACUGGGGCAGCUGGAACCACUGGAGUCUCUGCAGCAAGACGUGUGACUCUGGAUGGCAGCGACGCAUCAGGAUGUGCGAGGGCACUGGAUUGCAAGGCUACCCCUGUGAUGGCUUAGGAGAGGAGGUCCGGUCGUGUAAUGAGAAAAAGUGCCCUGCGCCUCAUGAGAUAUGCAAAGACGAGCACCUCCUCUCGAUGUCAUGGAAGAGAGCCUCAGCUGGAGAAACUGUCUACAACAAAUGUCCAACGAAUGCUACUGGGUCUGCUAGUCGUCGUUGUAUGCUGGACAAUAAUGGAGUUGCUUUCUGGGGUCCUCCGAGCUUCGCCAGAUGCGUCUCACUUGAAUAUAGAUAUUUACAUUUAUCUUUACGAGAGCAUCUCGCGAAGGGUCAGAGGACCCUGGCUGGGGAGGGCAUGUCUCAGAUCGUACGGAGUCUCCUGGAGCUCUUGCAGAGAAGGAGCUACUACAGUGGCGACCUUCUCUUUUCCACGGAGAUCCUGCGAAAUGUGACGGACACCUUCAAAAGAGCAACCUACAUCCCAGCUCCCGACGACGUGCAGAAAUUCUUCCAGAUUGUCAGCCACAUGUUGGACAUUGAAAAUUUAGAAAAAUGGGAGGACGCUCACCAGAUCGCUCCCGGUGCUGCUUUGCUGAUGAAGAUAUUGGAAGAUUUCAUUCACCUCAUUGGAGAGGCCCAGAAGCCUUUUCAGAGUUUUCUAGUGGUUACCAACAACCUCAUGGUAACCAUUCAGCGAGAACCAGUGUCAGCAGUUUCCAGCGACAUCAACUUCCCCAUGAAGGGCCGGAGGGGCAUGAAGGACUGGGCCCGAACAGCAGAAGAUAAGCUCUACAUCCCUAAAGAGGUUUUCACCAUCCCACCUGAAGAGCAAGAAGCUGAAACAGAAUCUACAAUGUACUAUGUCAUUGGAGCCAUCUUGUACAGGACACUUGGCAUCAUUUUACCUCCAGCGACUCCGCCUGCGGUGAUCAACUCCAAAAUCCUGACCGUGACAAUACGACCGGAACCACAACCCAGUGAGCCCAUGGUGGUGGUGGAGCUGUCACCGCUAUUAAAUGGUACAUCAGAUCCUCAGUGCGUUGUCUGGGACUAUGGAAACCCGGAAGCUGGCGCAGAAAACUGGGGCACAGAAGGCUGCCAAACGCUCGCAUCAACCGCUGUCCAUACCAAAUGCCUGUGCAGCAGAAUAUCCACCUACGCCGUGUUAGCGCAGCAAGCUAAAGACCCGGACAUGGGUCCUACCAGCAUGCCCUCUGUGCCCCUUAUGGUGGGGUGCGGCAUCUCCUGCACCGCUCUGCUCAUCCUGCUGCUAAUAUAUGCUGCCUUCUGGAGGUAUAUCCGGUCGGAGAGAUCGAUCAUCUUGGUGAAUUUUUGCCUCUCCAUCCUGGCCUCCAAUUUAUUAAUUCUGGUCGGACAAUCACAAACGCUUAGCAAGGGCCUCUGUACUGUGACUGCUGCCUUUCUGCAUUUCUUCUUCUUGGCGUCCUUCUGCUGGGUGCUGACUGAGGCGUGGCAGUCCUACCUGGCGGUCAUUGGCAAAAUGAGGUCACGACUCAUUCGCAAGCGGUUUCUGUGCCUCGGCUGGGGUCUUCCAGCCCUUGUUGUAGCAGUGUCAGUGGGUUUCACCAGAGCGAGAGGUUACGGCACAGCCAGCUAUUGCUGGCUAUCGUUGGAAGGCGGUCUGCUUUAUGCCUUUGUUGGGCCAGCUGCUGUCAUUGUAUUGGUGAAUAUGCUUAUUGGAAUCGUGGUGUUUAACAAGCUCAUGUCUCGAGACGGCAUCUCAGACAAGUCUAAAAAGCAGCGUGCUGGUGUCCCAGCGGAGGCGCGUAGCCGACUGCUCCUGAAAUGCUCCAAGUGUGGCGUGAUCUCAAGCACCGCUAUGUCCAACUCGACUGCCAGCAGCGCCAUGGCAUCUCUGUGGAGCUCCUGUGUGGUUCUCCCGCUGCUAGCGUUAACCUGGAUGUCAGCGGUCCUGGCCAUAACUGACCGGCGUUCCACACUCUUCCAGGUUCUCUUUGCCGUCUUUGACUCUGUUCAAGGCUUUGUUAUCAUCACCGUCCACUGCGCCAUGCGCCGAGAGGUGCAGGACGCGGUGCGGUGUCGAAUGGGGGGAUGUAAAGACGACAGCGAAAACUCACCAGACUCCUGCAAGAAUGGACAGGUGCAGAUCAUGACGGAUUUUGAGAAGGACGUUGACUUGGCUUGUCAAACAGAGAGAGGACACCCAUUCAUUUUCAAAGAGGUGAACACCUGUAACCCAGCCACUAUCACUGGGACCCUUUCCCGCAUCUCCCUGGAUGAUGAGGACGAUCCUAAGCUGGCAGCCCAUCAGGAGGGCGGAGUAGGGGUCAACUUCAGCACUCUCCCAGGGAACAUCCCCCCUCCUAACCUUAUUGUACAGGUUCCACCUCUGGGAGGCCUCAAUGAGCUGAGUGAAACCCCCCUAAAGAAGGAAGUGAAUGUGGACCAGCAGAGACAACAGGGGCAGCAACGUGGCGGCGCUCCGAUCUACCUGUGCACCGAGAGUGGCCUGGGCUGGGCUCGACCUCCGGCUUCAUCCAACACCUCCCAGGACGGAAGUGCUGGAAGCGGAGGGGGUGGGGGAGACGGAGGAGAGGGGGGUGGUGGAGGAGAGGGGGACUACAUGGUCUUACCUCGCAGGACAGUCACUUUCAAACCUGCAACACCCUCCUCCCAAGGAGGAGGCCUGGGACUGGGGGGUGAGGACAAGCCUCUCAACAUUGGAGUGGAGGAUCCUCCCUUCCCGCCGCCUCCCUCUCCUCUGACCCUUCAUCCGGCAGAGAGUGAGGCCUAUCCGGCGGAUUUUGUGCCAUCCAGUGUGGGUGACAUGAACAUCACCAUGAACCUCAACCGCUCCUUUGGGACGAUCAAAACAUUGCCCCAUGGGCAGGGCCACUUGAUGCCUCAGGGUGGUCUUGUGCACUCCCAUGGAGGACAUAUGCAUUCCCAUGGGAAUUCUUUGCAGCUAAAGCCGGGCCAGAGACCUUCAGUCAGACAGAUUCUGACAGGGGGAACAACAGUGGAGAGAACCAGGACCCUGCCACGCAACCUGGGCAGCACCAAUGCCAACACCAGCCUCUCAGCAGGAUCCCUGGAGAGGAAAAGAGUACGGUACUCUGAACUGGACUUCGAGAAAGUGAUGCACACUCGCAAAAGACAUUCUGAGCUGUACCAUGAGCUCAACCACUCGUCCAAGUUCCACACCAUAGACAGGUAUAGCAGGGACCCAGCCAUGUCCACAUUCAAGAGGGAAAAGCGAUGGAGCAUUUCGUCUGCCGGCGGUGAAAAGAACUCAUCGAGUGACAAGUCAACCCCAGAGGACCAAAGCUCCUGGGACAGCUUCAAGACCAUGACCCCCGAGCUGUCCAUCGUGCCCGGGGAGCAGAAGGACCGGAUGGAACUGCACAAUAAAAACUGGGACUCGUCCUCGGCUAACACCCCCGACUCAUCCGAGGGAGACUUCCAGACUGAAGUGUGAAGACACGCAGACGUACACACCCACUGAAACAGACACGCUCUCCCGUGCCGAGGUGCAGAUGCACACAGAGACACCGGACUACUGAAAAGCUAUACAUAGGUACACGAGUUCUCUGCAAGGAUCACACACACUCACACACACUCUCUACUACUCCCCGCCUCCCCAUCUCCUGCGAUGUGCUCUGUCGGAUCCCAUAGUGUAUGUUUACUGCUGCAGCGGACAGACAUGGAAAGAAGACUGUUCUACUCUAUAUUUUCGCAAAGACUAUUGAAAAGAAAGAACAGGGGCUUGACAUGUCUGUGACUGAUUAAAAAAGAGAAGAUUUUUAAAUGAACUUUAAAAGAAGAAAGAAAAAAAACUAUGAGAAACUUAUUUCAGAGAAAUUGUCUUGAUUUUAUUCUGGAGAAGAUAAAAAAAGAUAACCUCUUUCAAUUGUUUCAUGACUUUGAGGUGGGGGUGGGGGUGGGAGAUAUUUGUUUUAUAGCAAGGGGAAAAGAUCUCACCGAGGUUUCUCACACUUGGGUAGCCUCCCUUCCUCCUCCUCCCUUCCAAGGCACCCUGGUCUCAAUUUGCUUUUCCCCUUGAGAAUCAAAUUGGUCAGUCUUUAUCUAUUCCCUUUCUCUUUUCUUUUUUUCUUAUUUGAACGGACAGGGAAUGUGGGGGCGGGUGGGGGUGGAGCCUCUCGAUGAUAUGUGCCAUCCUCUCUUCUGUUUUUCAGGUUUAAUUUCAACACUUUUAGUCACCCGUUCCUGUCGCACUCUUUGUGUUAACAUCACAUUCCUUCACUCGGUAUAUUUUUUUAUGGUUUGGUUCCCAAAGAAAAAAAAAUGUCCUCCCCUACAGAACAAUAACACGGCUGAAACAAAUAACUACCAACCGAGUUGUGUUCUAUGGUCUCAUUGUUGAAGAAAGAAUCGAUUCAUUUGGAGAAUUUGGUUGGGUUUGUGCUUGUGAUGCUUUUUCAUUCUUAUUAUAUAUCUAUUUUUUUUAAUUUCCUGUAAACAGUUACACAGCACAUAAAUGUGAGCUUGCUUUCUGACAUAAUGUGCACCACGCGAGAUCCCCCGCCCACUGCCCCCAAGAGAGGGAACAAAAAAGGAUGCGAAUCAUGCAGAUUCGUGCAUCUCCUUCUUUUCCCCUCUGCUGCUUAAAGAGAAGAGUAGUAUAAGACUUACACAUCUGACUCCAUUUCAACCAUCACCAGUCGUAGUAAAGCCAGAAAAGAAGAAUAUCUCAGGCGCUUCUGCCUGCAAGGAAUGCUUUUGAGAUCCUCAGAAAUGUGCUGCUUUAGAGUGAAGAAUUGAUCAGUUUCCCCCAGUCAAAAAACCUCUGUUAGCUUCAAAUGACCUGAGGAGGAUUUUGAAGCCAGUAAUGAGACAUCACACGAUCCGAGGACUUCAUCACGAGCUCUACAAACAUGCCUUUCUUUGCUUACAGCGCCGCCCCUCUGUUGCUCACUCUGCCCACUCAGUGUCGUGCUCCUAGAAGGCAUGAAGUCUAGCAGCAGAGCAGAGAUAUGUAAUUCCCCGCUCGCAGAAAGACGGGGAGAGAAUCACAGGUUAUAAGGCUACAAGGUGUCAGACUGAAGAGGAGCCGAUGGUGAUGCUUUCUGCUUGACAUUCUACCUCCGUACUUCAGCGGUUACAAGAGGACGACCAGUUUUCUGCUGCUGCUACAUUAGCACAUCAGUCCUCCACACACCAGCAGAGAGAAAGUGUCAGAGAGUGCAGGAUGAAUUCAAAAGAUAGCUCCAUAACUUUUCUGUCUAUGUUCAAAGCAGCUGCCAUUAAUCUAACAGUGUGGAUAGAAAAAAAAAUAGAGACAGUUUAUGGGUGAAGAAACGAAGAAAAAUGGUAGCCGAGGAGGAAAGUUCUAAAUAUACACGGCAAAAAAGAAAAAAAGCCAGAGGCAGGCAGAGAUGCCGAGGAAGGGGAGCGCUCAAAAACAGUAAUUAUCCGGGGAUGGCGAUUUGUCCUGACAUUUUCCAAUGCAGCCCUCAAACCAUCUGUUUAAAGAUCCCUAAUGUGGUAGUAGAGCAGCACAGCGCAGAUGGUGAGACAAGAGCGCGGCCCUCCUAACCUUUCAAGUUAAUCAGCCGAUAAGCAAACCUACAGCUCGCCCUCUCUCAGAGGAGCGAGAUAGGUUUGAUCCCAAGUUGCCGAGCUAAGGUCACAUUCACCUGACCUUCUGUGAGGAGGCUCUGCUUUUGCAUAUCUACUGCACAGUGUGUCCAACAGAACAAAGCAACUGUCUGCCAGGCCCCCAUGUGAGUCCAUGAGAAACCAAUCAUUUUUAGACCCCCCCUUCCCAUCAGAAACCCACAAGCAGGAAAGAAAUAGUCAGGUUUGAUUUUCACACAAUGUGGCGUUUUGAUACAGCCCCCCUGCCCGAUUUGUUUAUUGUGGCGUGAACAGCUUCAGACGCGGUGAUGAAUGGCUUUUAAGUUUUCUUCUCGGAGUAAACGGUAAGUGAGACGCUGCCUGUCUGAUUGAGAUAUUCAUCUUGGGUCUUAACAUUUCGAAACUUCAACGUUUUCCUCUUCUGCGAUGCAUAUUUAAACACGAGAAGAUGCCGGUCAGAAUGCGCUACCCAUCUCAAUUUUUCUUCCUGUCAGUCCUACAAAAAUCAACCCACACAAACAAGUACAAAACUAAGGAGAGAAAAUUUGCAACUCAACUCCAUGUUCAAGCCAACUUAACCCCCCCCACCCCAUGUUCACCUUCGCCCUCCACCCUGAUGCUUCAGUGUUAACCCGACCGCUACAACCAUCCAGCUGGUUUAUUACUGAAAACUCAUCCCUUUCUCCAUUUUUGUUCUUUUUAUACAUAAGAUUGUACAAAGUAGUCCUCUAAUGUUUUCAUAGUGUCUUUUUUAUAUGAAAAUAAAUUUUCAAAUCGA